Messenger RNA from Strongylocentrotus purpuratus (purple sea urchin), 6765 nucleotides. RefSeq names its product mitochondrial Rho GTPase 1-A (gene rhot1). Gene Ontology annotation, biological process: small GTPase-mediated signal transduction; mitochondrion organization. The record is from RefSeq and is a predicted model, not a curated record. Gene Ontology annotation, molecular function: GTP binding; GTPase activity; calcium ion binding. Bases 154 to 2022 code for a protein of 622 amino acids. NCBI's taxonomy places the organism in Eukaryota, Metazoa, Echinodermata, Echinoidea, Camarodonta, Strongylocentrotidae. Gene Ontology annotation, cellular component: mitochondrial outer membrane. The transcript has 16 exons.
CGGUAGUGCACGGAGUCACGUAAGUUUUAUUUCAGAUUGAAAUUAGUCUGUUAAAUUACCUAUUUACAUAAUGGCGUAAGCGGUCAUGUGUAUUACCAUCUGUAUUGAGCAGUUGUCAAACAUCCUUGUAAGUAGUUGAGAGUGAGACCCACCAUGUAUGGCAGACGAGAUGUACGCAUUCUUCUCUUAGGAGAUGCUGGUGUUGGAAAGACAUCUCUGAUUUUGACGCUCGUCAGCGAUGAGUUCCCAGAAGAAGAGGUCCCAGCGAGAGCAGAAGAGAUCACAAUACCACCCGAUGUCACCCCAGAGAAAGUCCCUACCCACAUAGUAGAUUUCUCAGCUCGAGAGCAGAGUGAUGAGAUUCUCCUAGAAGAAAUAGAAAGGGCUGAUGUGAUAUGUGUGGUGUACGCAGUGAACACCAAGGAGACGAUAGACAGCAUUACAGACUACUGGUUACCGCUGAUACGGAACACCUUAGGCUCAGAUCACCUGACACCUGUCAUCAUCGUAGGUAACAAGUCUGAUCAAGCUGAUGCUAAUAGCUUGGAGACGGUCGUACCGAUCAUGAAUGACUAUGCAGAGAUUGAAACCUGUGUAGAGUGUUCGGCCAAGAAUCUGAAGAACAUCUCUGAAGUGUUCUACUACGCACAGAAAGCAGUCCUUCACCCUACAGGUCCAUUGUAUUCAGCAGAAGAUAAAGAACUCAAACCAGAAUGUAAGAGGGCGCUUUGUAGAAUAUUCAACAUCUGCGACCUGGACAAUGACGGCAUUCUCAAUGACUAUGAACUCAACUUGUUUCAGAGGAGAUGUUUCAACGCACCACUCCAGCCUCAGGCCUUAGAUGAUGUGAAAGCAGUAGUUAGGAAAAAUAUACCAGAAGGUGUAAUGAACAAUGGACUCACUCAAAUAGGUUUUCUCUUCCUGCAUACGUUGUUCAUUCAGCGAGGGAGGCAUGAAACAACAUGGACGGUCCUUAGGAAGUUUGGCUACAGUGAUUCACUCAAACUCAACUCAGAUUACUUACAACCAAAGUUGAGAGUAGGUAGAGGGUGCUCUACUGAGUUGAGUCAUUUAGGCUACCAGUUCCUCACAUCUCAUUUUGAGAAAUAUGACAAGGAUCGUGAUGGUGCCUUAUCACCAGCGGAGUUACAGACUCUGUUCCAGACAUGUCCCAUGAUGCCUUGGGGUCCUGACGUCAACAUGACAGUAUGCACCAAUGAGAAGGGUUGGAUCACGUUACAUGGUUACCUAUCACAAUGGACUUUGACCACAUUACUGGACAUUCAGAGAACGCUGGAAUUCUUAGCAUACUUUGGCUACAGAUAUGUAAUGGCAGAUCAUGAGAAUCAGCUCUCAGCAAUCAUCGUCACGAGAGACAAGAAGGUGGAUCUUCAGAAGCGUCAAACAUCUCGUAAUGUCUUCCGUUGUAAUGUGAUUGGUCCACGAGGAGCAGGCAAGUCAGCGUUUCUUCAGGGUCUCACGGAACGUAGUCUGGAUUCACCUGUUAUCAUGAGGGAUAACCUGUCAGCGUAUGCCAUUAACACUAUACAGGUCUAUGGACAGGAGAAAUAUCUUCUGCUCCGUGAGAUUGAUGUUGGUCUAUCCGAUGAGCUAUCUUCAGAAGAGCUCGAAUGUGACGUGGCUUGCUUGAUGUAUGAUAUCUCUGAUCCAAGAACCUUUGAAUACUGUGCUAAGAUUUACAAGCAACACUUUGAGAGGAACAGUGUUCCAUGUUUACUGGUAGCUGGUAAGAGCGAUAAGCAUCCCGCUAGACAGGACUACCCUCUUCAGCCGGCUCAGUUCUGCACCCAUUACGGACUCCCUCCACCGCAGACAUUCAGCAGUGUAGGAAGACCUAACAAGGAUAUCUAUGUCAAGCUGGCUACCCUAGCUGCUUACCCGCAUCUGAAAGGGAUCCAAGAAGAGGGAACUCGUCGCUGGAUCAAGGUUGGUCUAGGUCUAGGAGCUUUUGCAGCCAGUCUCUUUCUUGUCUACAGAUUCAUCAGAAUCCAGAGAUCAUAACCCUCACCCUAGCCAUCUAUCCAUCAUAGCUCUAUAGGUUUGAGUAUUAAACAUGCAGUAUCUCACAAUGAAUAUAAAUAUUAUGACAUUUGAAUGAAUUGUGGUAUUAUAUUCAAUACUACCCCAAGAAGAAGCUAGCUGCAAGUUACAUUUUACCCCCAGCCCAGCCUUCCACCAUGUGAGAGCUAACUAAGAGGACUUCUUUAUUCCUCUUUGAUUUGCUCCUUUGUCAAUACCAUAGGUGAGAAUAUAAAGUUUCCUGUGGGAUGCAUUCAUGGGCAGGUCAUGAGCAGAGUGUUCAUUUUACAGGGGAAACUCGAUAUAACGAGGUCAGCCAUAACGAGGUAUAGGUUGUAACAAGGAUAUUCUCACAGGCCCAAAUCAAUUUACGUGUAAUUCUAUGGUGAUAUGAACCUCUUAUAACGAGAUCUGCUAUAACGAGAUAUCGGCUAAAACAAGGAAAAUCAAUGGGUCCUGGCGGUCUCGUUAUACAAAGUUUCCCCUGUACACAUAUUCCUACUUGUUUCAUUAAUAGGAACCUUUCUUUUGUUCUGGAUCAGUGGUCGUGCGUAAUGUUUUUAUUUCUCUGAUCUUGUAUCAGAUUGAAGAACGUAUAGUGAUAAGCAAGAUGAAAAUAAAGCUGCAAUGUAAACCAAAACUGAUAGCUCUUUCAAGCCUUCUUGCACUUCUUUCAAGAAAAGAAACAACAAGAAUACUGACUAGUUUCAUGCACUGUAAACAUCAAUUUAGAGAUCAGUAUGACACUGUGUUUGGGACCAAUUUUUACAAGCCUACUAUAAGUGUCAAUUCUGUAGUAGGGACCUACUAAACAAUUUCAAUGUAGGAUGACACUACUGUUGUUUGCGUCUCAAUUGACAAUAAAUUUUAACUUCAAGUGCUUGCCAUUUGUCUUUUGGUAAAUUAUAGGAUUAUACUACCUUUAUCGCUAAGGUGAAAAUGGUACGAUGAUGCCUGACAUGUUAUAAUGUGAUUUAAGAAAUAAAAUCACAUGGUGGGAAAAGAGACGAGGUCAUUAUUGACAUGUUCUGUGCUUGCUUUUGGAAUGUCUCAAUCUGUCAUCGGCCUAUUGAAAUAUACUGAUAAGGUUGAAAUAUGCGACUCAAAUACGUCUUUUGUAUUUUUCAUACGAUGGUAAUUAAUCAUAGAUACAGGAGACUGUUUGUGAAAGCCACAAUAUGGUAUUUGAGAGUCUUCUGAUGAUAGAACACUAUGCUAUUGGCUUUCUUUUUACAAAGUUAAAAGCUAUCAGAUGAUAAAAUAAUACAAACUUGUAAAUUGGAGUUUAAUGAUGAGGAUUAGACACUAAUGCUGGCUGGGUCCAUUACAUAAUCUGUUAAAGUUGUUCCAUUUUCUAUUUCUGCUUUUGAUGCACAGCCGUAGACAUGUGAUCUGAGUAGCUGUGUAUGUAUUGGCAACUAUUGGCAGGGAAGGGAGGAGUGGUAUUUGACAUUUCAGAUUCAUUUUUUUUCAAACCAAUCUACAGAAAUGUGGAUGUUCAUCCCAUGUAUUGCAAUAUUUGAAGAACUACAAAUCAAAUUUGAUUAAAAUCUUUUUAGAAAUGUCACUAGACAAGGGCUGGGGUACAAUGAAUUAUCAAAGUGUCAAAGAGAUAAAAUGUUUGAUGAAAUGAGUUGAAGUAUAUUCCAUAGUAUUUACCUCUAAGGGAAAAUGAAUGUGUCUGGUGAUAGGAGAUUCAGGAAAGGAAGUUACUAUGACAACUAUGAAAUUUGUGUAGAAGCAGAAAGGGACUGUUAAUGUGUACCAGUCACCUAAAAAUAUUUUGUGUACAGCUAGAAUGUAUAAUAUCACCCACAAAACAAAAUUUCAAUUGGCUGUCUAUUAGCUUUAUAAUGUCAAAUGAAGAAAAUAAAGAAUAACAUAAAACUGCACCCACUGUUGCAUGGAACGGGUAUGGGUGCAUCAAACGGUCAGAAGUCACUUAUGUGUUUUAUGAGUGUGUAUUAAAACAGGCAAAUAUCUUUACAGAAGCAAUAUAUGAAGCUCAUAUCUUGAAUGUAGUAUAACAACAUGGAAUUACAUAUAUACAAAACCAAAUAUAUUUUGGUGAUUGGUAUACUUUAAAGAGAUAUUAUAUGCCCUGGUUGCCCUCCUGGUCCUUCGCAGAUGAUGUAUUGAAAGAAAGAAGAUAAUCAUGUAGUCCUUGUAAUGUUUUUAUUUGUUUGUUAAACAUUUCAUAAGCUUUAUUUCUCAAAUAAGAUAAUUGAAUGUAUUGAUGAAUGCAUUUGAGGGAUGAUGGUUGAGUUGGAUCUGUAUGUAUUCAUAGUAGCUUAUGUUACCGUCCUGUGCUUUUUAGGAUAAGAAAUAACUCUAGCCCUUCUGGAAAGCUUUUUGCAAUGAUAUUUGUGAAUUGAGGCAUGAGCAUGUAUAUGUCGCACAGAUGAUAAUAAUAAUAAUAAAUAUUUAUGAAGCGCACUUUUCUAAUUACUUACUCAAUGCGUUGUACAAAACAAAAUACACAAAUAUGUCUCCAGAAUUUUAAUAACAUAAUAUCAUUUCAUUUGUAACUCUGAGCAAAGAAAACCGUUUUAACAUGCUUCGGAAAGGUUUCGAGACAUUGAAUGUUUCUAAUGGCACUAAAAAGUUGAAUCAACCGUCAUGGUUUUUUCAUUGUCUUGUUAUGAAGAAUUAUAUAAGAAGGUUAUCAGUAACAUAGAAACUUUCUGUUCCUAAGAUGUGUGCUGGUACUCUUACAUCAAAACUAUGUUUUAUUCAAAAGGUUUAAUAGCCUCGGUGUACAGGACUACUCUGGAAGUUGAAUAAGAGAUCUCUAGUCUGUAUACCGGUAUGACAAAUAGGACAGACUUCUUGCAUGGAUCACAGUUUCAUACAAACUGAAGCUCAAUUUUGAAAUAUAAACAUCUGGGCCCUGUUUCGUGAAACUUGUUGUCAAUACCGAGGUACAAUAAUUAUCAUAAGCUACUGAAAUCCAGACAUUUGAUUGCUAGGCUCAGAUUUGUCAUAGAUCUGUGGCAGUUGUUAUUGAUAACAAGUUUUAUGAAACCGGUCCCAAAUCUUUUAUCUAUGAAAACUGCACAAAUUGCCAAGGGCUUCACAAAUUGGACAGAUUCAGUGUUGUGUUUAUAUUAUUGCAUUCAGCUUACUGGAUUUACAGCCAAUAACUAGCUCUUUAUGGUGUUGAUUUGCCUGAUAUAUGAUAUGAUGUAUUAGCCUGCUUCACAAGCUUGUCCUUAGUGACAAAUGACAGCUUUUGUUAUAAGGUAGUGAAAUCCUUGCUUCUGAUCGGUUAUCAGCAGAUUUGUCACUGAUUUUUUUUUUCAUUCAUUUGUCGUUGAAAAAAGGCAUUGUGAAAUGGGUCCCUGAAUAUCAUCCUUUGGGGUCAGAAGGGCAUGAACUCAUAUACUUUAACACAGAGUUAAUGCCUUUUUGGCUCUGAACAGACAUUAGCAUGAUUACUAGCACAAACAGAUUUCAUUGCCUUACAAUUAAUUCCAUGCUAGUCUUGCAAACAAUGAAGUAAAAUGUGACCAACCUUUUAAUGCUUACUUGAAAACAUUGUUUUGUUUUCACAUGAUCAAAAUUGUAAUUUUCUCCCAAUAAUAGGCUUUAUUGCCCUUUUAGUGUGUAGGAGUGUAUUAUUCCUCAGUCCACAAUAGUUUGUUAAAUAUAUACAUGUAUUGACAAUGCACUUGAUAAGAUAAAGGCACAACACACUUAUCACAAUAUACUUUGAUUUAUAAUUCAUUCCAAUUCAAGAAAUUGUAAAUGCAAUAUCAAUUACACAUGACAUAGUGAUUUGCCGAUGUCGAGGUGUCAUGUUUAAAUGGUUAGUCACUAAGGAAGACUGGGAGUGCAUAGGUCAUGGAUUCAAGCCCCAACAUAGCACAUAAGUCCUUGAGCAAGGCAUUUUAUCUCCACAUUUCAUGCUUCUGUCCACCCAGGUGCUAAAUGGUUACCCCAUAGGAUAAUAAUAAAUAAUAAUAUAUUUCUAUACCGCAAAUUGCAAAUUGACUCUAAGCGGUGUAGAAGGAAAAUAGUUAAAAGUAAAUGUGAUUGGAUUAGCAUGUGCAUGUGCAUGAAAAGGGGUACUGGCUGGAAUGCCCCCCCCCCCCCCUCCCCAGGGAGUGGAGAGUGAGCACUGUGUUGAGUUCAGUGAAUGGGGUAAUAAUAACACUGUAAGCACUUUAGUCGGUUGUAACUGGUAAAGCGCUUUAUAAGAAACAGUUACUAUUAUUAUCGAUCGUGUCAUAUGUCUUGUCUAAACUUAAAAGCGUGUAUAAAAAUGAAGGUCUUGUAGUUCCUGCAAACACGGUCAUUAACCCCUUGAUUAUGAUGUUACAAUACAACACAGUCCCAUGUAGAGAUUGUGUUUGUAAGAAAGGUAUCUUGGGUUAAUGUGAUUGCUUCAAUCACGCUUGGUACCACUUGACUUAUACCCUAUGCCUAGGAUAUAUACGUCCUAUGCCUAAAAUAUAUCAGUUUGGUUAUGUCCACGUUUGAAUUAAUAUCAUAAGAUUUAUAUUUGCUGGUAUACAUGUACAUGUGUCUGAUCUUAAAAGAUUUACCAAGAAAAUCUAUUUUGCAUACUUGGUACUAUGCAUCUUGUGUUUGUUUUAUGAUGUCUCCUUUUGUAUUAUUCUUUGAAGUCAACAAACAGAAGGAUAUAUCAAUUGAAUGCAUGAAAAUGCAUGUAAAGGAUUGGAGGAAAGGAAGGCAAUAAAACAAAAAAAUGUUCUAUCAAAA